CGGCUGCAUUGAGGCCGGCUUGGUCACUAUGGAGGAGAUAGGCAUUUUGGUGGAGAAAAUUCAGGAUGAGAUCCCAGCACUGUCUGUGUCUCGGCCCCAGACCGGCCUGUCCUUCCUGGGGCCUGAACCUGAGGACUUGGAGGACCUGUACAGUCGCUACAAGAAGCUGCAGCAGGAGCUGGAGUUCCUGGAGGUGCAGGAGGAGUACAUCAAGGACGAGCAGAAGAAUCUGAAAAAGGAAUUCCUCCACGCCCAGGAGGAAGUGAAGCGCAUCCAGAGCAUCCCGCUGGUCAUUGGUCAGUUUUUGGAGGCUGUGGAUCAGAACACAGCCAUUGUGGGCUCGACCACAGGAUCUAACUAUUACGUGCGCAUCCUAAGUACCAUUGACCGGGAACUGCUCAAACCCAAUGCCUCAGUGGCCCUGCACAAACACAGCAACGCCCUGGUGGACGUCCUGCCUCCUGAGGCUGACAGCAGCAUCAUGAUGCUUACCUCAGACCAGAAGCCAGAUGUGAUGUAUGCGGACAUCGGAGGCAUGGACAUCCAGAAGCAGGAAGUGCGGGAGGCCGUGGAACUCCCACUUACGCACUUCGAGCUCUACAAGCAGAUUGGCAUCGACCCUCCCCGAGGUGUCCUCAUGUACGGCCCACCUGGCUGUGGGAAGACAAUGUUAGCGAAGGCUGUGGCCCAUCACACGACAGCUGCAUUUAUCCGUGUGGUGGGCUCAGAGUUUGUUCAGAAGUACCUGGGUGAGGGCCCCCGCAUGGUCCGGGACGUGUUCCGCCUGGCCAAGGAGAACGCGCCCGCCAUCAUCUUCAUAGAUGAGAUCGACGCCAUCGCCACCAAGAGAUUUGAUGCCCAGACAGGAGCUGACAGGGAGGUUCAGAGGAUCCUGCUGGAGCUGCUCAAUCAGAUGGACGGAUUUGACCAGAACGUCAAUGUGAAGGUAAUCAUGGCCACAAACAGAGCAGACACCUUGGAUCCGGCUCUGCUACGGCCAGGACGCCUGGACCGGAAAAUCGAGUUCCCGCUCCCCGACCGUCGCCAGAAGAGGUUGAUUUUCUCCACCAUCACCAGCAAGAUGAACCUCUCUGAGGAGGUCGACCUGGAAGACUAUGUGGCCCGGCCAGAUAAGAUUUCAGGUGCCGACAUCAACUCCAUCUGUCAGGAGAGUGGGAUGCUGGCUGUCCGUGAGAACCGCUACAUCGUCUUGGCCAAGGACUUCGAGAAAGCAUACAAGACUGUGAUCAAGAAAGACGAGCAGGAACACGAGUUUUACAAGUGACCCCCCCCCCCAAACUCCCCCAUGAACCCCCUUCCCCCCAGGCGCCUGUCCCAAAAGCUAGUUUUCUCUUUACCCAGGAUCGGUUUAGUCAAUAAA
Acomys russatus (golden spiny mouse) is the source of this 1381-nucleotide messenger RNA. RefSeq names its product proteasome 26S subunit, ATPase 4 (gene Psmc4). Gene Ontology annotation, molecular function: ATP hydrolysis activity; ATP binding; proteasome-activating activity. The coding region runs from base 29 to 1285 and encodes 418 amino acids. Gene Ontology annotation, cellular component: proteasome regulatory particle, base subcomplex. Lineage: Eukaryota; Metazoa; Chordata; Mammalia; Rodentia; Muridae. Gene Ontology annotation, biological process: proteasome-mediated ubiquitin-dependent protein catabolic process. The record is from RefSeq and is a predicted model, not a curated record. The transcript is spliced from 11 exons.